AUGGUAUCGUGUAUAAAGCCAAGGAAAAAGCUAGUGGUGACUACGUGGCAAUCAAGAAGUUUAAGUCGACCGGUGGUAAUGCAAUGCAAACCUGGGACUACCUAUCCAUGCGUCAGUAGCAGCACAUACAAUAACAGUCUCGCUGCUGCCUUAGAUGAGCAGUUGUCGAAGCGGGAGAUUCAAGCAUGCUCCAUGCUCAGCCAUCCCAAUAUUGUGCCCUAUCGCAACAGUUUCCGGCAUGAGGGUUUACUACACCUAGUGUUUGAUUUCGUGUGCGAAGGCUUGGUGAAGCUUUUGUCCAAAAACAAAAGGGGAGUAAAACCACUGGAAGCCAGAAGAAUUAUCUUUCAGCUCUGCAAGGCUCUGGAAUAUUGUCAUUCCAACCGCUUCAUUCAUCGGGAUGUCAAACCAGACAAUAUCCUUAUCGAUGAAAACGGUGAUAUCAAGCUGUGCGAUUUUGGCGUUGCGCGGACUGUGCAAUUUGAAGGUGAUCCACUAUCCGAUUACGUGUCAACGCGUUGGUACCGUCCACCGGAGCAAGAGUUGCGGCUCGACCGCUAUUCAUUUGAUGCCGACAUGUGGAGCGUGGGGUGCGUGCUCAUGGAGCUGCUAAUGGGCCGCCCACUCUUCCCUGGAAACACCCAAAUCGAACAAAUUAACCUCAUCCAGAGUUAUCUGGGCCCUCUUCCAGCCGCGCUUCAUGCUAAACUACCACGGGGUGUCGUCUCUGUUCAAACAGCAUCCAAAUCUUUCCAGGAGUUACUAGGUGAUCGACCUCUUCCUGAUGGAACAUUGGAUUUUCUCGUUAACACUUUGCAGCUUGAGCCAAAACUUCGCUUGUCAGCUAAACAGUGUCUUGAGCACCCAUUCUUGAAACCAUUGAGAGACGCUGAGCUUAGGGAUCGUGAGCAAAGACGUCGCUCAGGGAGAGCAUCUCGCUUGAGCGAUGACGAUGGUAUUGAGGAAGACAUACCAGGUGAAGAGCGAGCAUCAUCUCGAGCGCACCAUACAGAAUUAAAGGCAGAUCAGAAGUGCCGUCUUGACUUCAAGCACUAUGAUGGUAAAGAGGUUUCAAGUACAGCCUCAGCAAAGGCGAAACAACCUCGCCGCUUGAAUGGUCGAAGCCCCAACACCUGCGACAAUAACACCGAAUGGGACAGCGAUGACAUCCAGGAAAUUAUUGAAACAGAGGAUGCCGAUUUAUUGUCUCGGUCUCGUAUUCGACACAACGGAGAAAGCAUCAAUAACGAGUGCAAGUUGCUUGGGAGCGUCGCGCCGUUGAAAAUCGCUACUCGGCGCAGAUCACUUAGGGCCUCAUCAAAAGCAGAUAUCGAUCCUUUGGACGGUGAUAGCUGCUACGAAGAUGACUUUGAAGAGUAUCACCACAGUAGUUAG
Molecule: messenger RNA, 1395 nt
Organism: Phytophthora nicotianae INRA-310
Lineage: Eukaryota; Oomycota; Peronosporomycetes; Peronosporales; Peronosporaceae
Product: CMGC/CDKL protein kinase
Exons: 7
Coding region: 1-1395 (464 amino acids)
Biological process (GO): intracellular signal transduction; protein phosphorylation
Cellular component (GO): nucleus; cytoplasm
Molecular function (GO): MAP kinase activity; ATP binding
Source: RefSeq, a predicted model, not a curated record